AUUCACCAAGUAUUAAUUAGUUCAUAGAACUAACUAACUUUGGUUAGUUAGUAUUUUUCAUAGAAAAUGACACACAUAAACGUCAUAAUAUGACCUUUUCGAACGUAUUUCUUUAACAAACCUAACAAACCCACACAAAAAUCGAAUGCUGCACCGAUGCAAACAGCAUUGUUUGUAACGAUUAGCAUAAUUGUCUUCCUGGAAUGCUCCAACGCCGACGAGCUGAACCCGAAACUGCUGAAGCGAGCCAAGCGGAUGUUCCAGCAAAAAGAACGUCAAUACGCCAAGGAGAAAGGCAUCAGCCGCGAGCUAAAGAGUUUUAUCGACAGCCACCGAAACCAAGAGGCAAGCGACAGGGUGAAGCGAGGCGAACUGGAAAAACUCGACAAAAGCCACAUGUACAUCAUCAAGGACGGCGAGGUGAUGCCUCUCACCGACGUCAACAUACCCGAGAUCAGCAUCAUAACCAACCCCACUGUGGCCUCUGAUUUGGGGGUCACCGGAGGUCCAGGGGGUUCAACGAAGUGCUACAAAAAGGGGGAGGAGAAUAAUAGCACUGGGAGACUCGCUGAGGAUUUUACUGUUUUGCCUUUGGUGGUUCCGCUUGGGGCUGAUAUUUAUCGCAAUGGUGGUGGUGGAGGGGGUAAUUCCCAUGACGAUAUGAUUAUUGAUAGGAUUAUGGACGAUGUGGAAAAUUUGGAAAAAAUUAAGCAUAGUAAAUCUUGGAAACAUGGGAUCGACGGUGCAAGUUGCAACGUGUCCGGAGCUUGGAUAUCAACCGCUGGGGGCAUGGAGCUGACAAUCCCCCAAAUAGACCAAAACAUGACCGGUCGCGUCGAACUAAAACGAACUGUUUCCCCCAUAAUGACCUCUGGCUUUUUGAGCGAAGGAGAUUGGAGCAUGAUAUGUCAAACACCAUUUCAACAUUCCUCCAUGGUGCUUCUGGUGGCCACAAGAAAAGAGGGCAAGAAAAUCGCAACUUUCAUAGGUGAAUGUAGAGUAUGCGGAACUAGCGAAGUAAUUUCGGGCGACUGGAUGAUAGGAAGGAGUUCUACAGAUUGCAGGGACCAAAAAGCUUCGCACGCUAUGUUAAGCGACGUUUUUAGGAAGGACAAUGUGGACAUGUUACACGACCACCAUUUAAGUGAAUUAAUACGUCCCACGCAUAUCCCUGACAAUCUUUGAUCAUCAACAUUUUUAAUUAGGACCAUAAAUAUUGAAUAUAGAGUAUUUUUAGAAUACCUCAGAUUUUACACCAAUAAGGACACAUCUUGUAUUUCUCAUAAAAAUAUUAAAUACACUAAAAAA
Brassicogethes aeneus is the source of this 1308-nucleotide messenger RNA. The record is from the annotation of a GenBank genome assembly. Lineage: Eukaryota; Metazoa; Arthropoda; Insecta; Coleoptera; Nitidulidae.